AUGUCGACACUUCCACGAGGCGUUCACGUCGCCAGUAAUACGCCGGUGGCCAUCAAAGUCAUCGAUCCCCUGGCGCGCCCCAACGCGGAACGGGCUCGAAAGCUGUUUGAGAGGGAAGUGAACCUGCACGGGGUUGUGACAGGCCUGCCAAACGUGAUUCGGUUGCUCGGGGCAAGCACACCAACAUCGACCGCGUGCUGCUACCUCGCCACGGAAUUCGCCACGAAGGGAGACCUGUUCAAUGAACUAAGGCGUCGGCGGGCGCUACCGGAAAACGUGGUACGAGAAGUUAUCAUGCAACUUAUCAUCGCCGUAGCCGGCCUCCACAGGAACAACAUCUGCCAUCGGGACAUUAAACCGGAGAAUAUUCUCUUAAAACAUUCAGACGUCGAUCCCAGAAGAGCCUUGCUGAAGCUUGCCGAUUUUGGUCACGCCGGGCUCGUGCCUGCAGACAGCAUGCUUUUUACUCGGGAUUGUGGGACACCCGGAUACAAAGCCCCGGAACUGAGGAGUGAGUGGAAGCACGGGCACGGCUUGGCGGCCGAUCUGUGGAGCGUGGGCGCGGUCAUGAACGAUUGUUUUUCUUUCAAGUGUCGACAACCCCCCGUGGGGGAUAACACGUUCUGGGACAGGGAUGUGUGGGAAACAGUCUCCACACAUGCCAGAAACCUGCUGGGGCGCCUUCUAGAAGCCGACCCACGCCAGCGAAUAUCUGCGGAGGAGGCACUGCAGCAUCCAUGGAUAGCGGGAGCAUUGUCGCAAACGGUGUAUCGAGAGAUUCCGGCAUCAGAGGGCGCCAGAUCUGGCGAGGGGGAGAAGAGCAAUCAUUCUACUCAUCGGCAAGAACGCCGCCACAAAAUGAUGAACAGCGAGGACCCCUCAAAAAAGAAGCUAAACGUGAACAGCGGAGUCCGCAACGUCGCCGGACAAGUUCGAAUCCCAUCUAAAGUGCUGAAAACUGAGCGACGAUGGGUCUUGAAACCAUAUCCUGAAAAACCCAGCACCAGCGCCAGCGAAAAACAGAGCAACAUCAACGCGACCACCGACAUCAACAACCGCGGCACCAGCAAGGACGCUUGGGGGUCACCAUCACUCUACAGCCUCGCCACCAACACCAGUGGGUUCGCCAAGGACGCCAGGAACGUCAAGGGUAUUGGCAACGGAAGCCCUAAAGCGGGCGGUGUCUCAACCGUCAAAUUUUCUACCCUCCGUGCUCCGCCCUGUACUCCCGCCGCCAAUGCCACCACAGCAUGCCAAGACGCAGAGGCCCGCGUUCCCUACACACGUUCUUCGAAGAGUAUCAAGAAUGCGUCCAGGAAUGCGACCAGGAAGAAGUCUUGUGCCGGCGUCGUUGCGGCAGCUCCUGGUUUCCAGCGCCGGGUAGGAGUUAGGCCUGAACCCGAGGGGGCAAAUCCCGUGUCCGUGUACAUUCCUCAGGCGAUCGCGGCGAAGAACACUGCACCCAUCGCUGAGACCAUAGAGGCUCCGAUGAGCGCUGCCAGCCUCGGUACUAAGCCGGAAGCCUUGGAACGGUUUUGUUACAAGAAAGCAGAUACGGUACCUCCCUAG
Ectocarpus siliculosus is the source of this 1569-nucleotide messenger RNA. NCBI's taxonomy places the organism in Eukaryota, Phaeophyceae, Ectocarpales, Ectocarpaceae. The record is from the annotation of a GenBank genome assembly.